AUGAGCGAGGGAGAGACUGACGCUACCUGUCUAGACUCGCAGAGUGACGAAUAUUUGGAUAUAGAGGACAUUGAUGAUGCCGAUGGAGACGUUGAUGGUGACGGCGAUGUUGACGGCGACGAGAUCGAUGAUGAAGAUCUGACCAACAAAUCCGGGAGCGAAGCCAAUGGCAAAUCUUCAUCCUUCCCCCAGCGUCGAAUGUUGAGGACCCCGAAGUGUGCUCGUUGUCGUAAUCACGGAGUCGUGUCGUGUCUGAAGGGGCACAAGCGUUACUGUAGAUGGCGAGACUGCCAGUGCUCCAACUGCCUCCUGGUGGUGGAACGACAACGGAUAAUGGCAGCACAAGUAGCCCUGAGAAGGCACCAGGCCACGGAGAUGACGGGCCAGAUGAAGGCCAAGGUGAAGAGUGCCGCAUCUCUCCUGCAGCAGCGGAAACUCCUGCAGAGGAACCUCAGAAGUCUACAGCAGCACUCCCUGUCCCGCGACAUCCUUACCAGUUACCGUGCUCGCCUCCACGCCCUCCCCCAACCGGAGUCUCUCCGUACCAUGGUACCCUACAUGAACGAGAGGAUGAGGAAGAGGAGGUGUUUCGCUGACAAGGAGUUGGAGCUGGUGAUGCUGGAACGAGAGAGACAGGCAGAGAUCGUGAAGAGUCGUGAAGCGGGGGAGACAACUCCAACCAGGAACAUAGAGCUGACCAAAUCCCGUCUUCUCGUAGGCAAUAUGACACCACGAGAGUUUCUCCAGAGAAUCUUCCCAACUCAUAAUCCAAAUGUGCUGGAGUUGGUUUGGCAGGGCUGUGGUGGAGAUCUUGAACGGGCAAUAGAACAGUUGGCCUCUGGAAUGAAAUCAGAGGCUCUUGCUCCAGUAAGGCAUCAUCAAGCUCUAGCGGCGAAGUUGAUGCCGUAUCAGUUUCCUGUGCCAAUGAUAGGAUUAAAAUCUCCCCCUCCAGAACUAAUACCAAACGUCCAUAUGCAGAACUCACUAUGUGCAAUGAACUUCCCACCAUGGGCGCUACAUAUGAACAUGGCGGCUGGUGUUUUCCCAGCAUGCCCUACAGUACAGAUGCAUACGACGCAACAUCCGGAGCGGAAGUCAGAGCCGAACCAAGUUGACAUGAGGAAAGCCAUAAGCACAGAGGAUUUGAUUGCUCGACGUUCUGCCUUUCAGUCGUUGCACCCGACUCCGUCUCAGUCCUGUGUGUCCUCUGACUCUGUUUCCGUCCUCAGUGACAGCAGCUCCCCCAGUCCCCAUAGUCCUCAUAGCCCACACAGUCCGGCCUCCUCAAGUGAUGAGGCAGCUGAUGUGUACACGAAAAUAGUGAAGGCAGCGCCUCUCAAAUUCUCGGUGGAAUCUAUAAUAGGCAAAUGACAAGCUGAAGACCCGUUAUGUUCCGGUUGUAAAACACGAUGGUCUGAAUGCUCAUAAUUCAGAGAGACUGAAUUCUUGCCCAAGUAAAAACCAUACUUAUUCAAAAAUGCACAAAUGCAAUUUCCCUUUCCUUUCAUGAAUCCUUCAACUAAUUAACUGAAAAAGAAUGCUGCUUGAUCGAGGUAUAAGAGUUCGAUUCAUUAGAUACCCAUCCAUAGCAAUACGUGACUUGGUUGUUUACAUCGCAUCAAUAAAUACUUUAAUUAUUUUUAAAUAUCAUUUCAAGCAUCCGUGAAACUAUUGCUAAUACCCAAAUAUCGGUUUUGACAUUUUGAGGAAGAUAAGGACCUUGACGUCAGCACCAUCAGUCAUUUGUUGCCACCCGGGGAUAUUUCAAAGCCUGUUUAGUGUACAUAUACGUUUCUGUUCAACUUGUAUAUAUCUUGCCUUGUGUACAUGCGUCCGUUUUUAUCUUGCAUAAAUCUUUACCUUGAA
This is a messenger RNA of Haliotis rubra (blacklip abalone), 1866 nucleotides long. Its product is annotated as doublesex and mab-3 related transcription factor 3, truncated-like. Gene Ontology annotation, biological process: sex differentiation; regulation of transcription by RNA polymerase II. Lineage: Eukaryota; Metazoa; Mollusca; Gastropoda; Lepetellida; Haliotidae. The transcript is spliced from 3 exons. The record is from RefSeq and is a predicted model, not a curated record. Gene Ontology annotation, cellular component: nucleus. The coding region runs from base 1 to 1371 and encodes 456 amino acids. Gene Ontology annotation, molecular function: protein binding; RNA polymerase II cis-regulatory region sequence-specific DNA binding; DNA-binding transcription factor activity, RNA polymerase II-specific.